AUGAAAGAAUCUAGUGACGAUAUCUACAGCCGAGUAAGAAAAAUCAAGUUUAAGAGAGUAGGCUUGGAAACUAAUAACAAAAGUAAUAAUACUAGAAAUAUUAAUUUAAAAGAAAAACUUGAUAAUAAAUCAGAAAAUUCUGAACCAUUUAAUUUUCAAGGUAAAGAGAAGAAAAAGAAAGGGGAAGGAAGAAUUAUAACAUCAAACACCACAGUACAGGGUUUUCAUACAAAAUUUCAACAAGAACUUAAAGUUGGUGAUUAUAUAGAAAUUGAACAUCCGAAUACAUUAAUUAAAGAAAGUAGAAAAGUGAUAAAUAUUAUAAGUGAAAGAACAUUAAUAAUUGAGAGGGAAUUUUCUUGUGAUUUGGUUUCAACUAGUGAAUAUUACUAUAUUAGUACUAAUGAUAUAGAUAAUGACUUGUCUGUAAUAAGCAAAAGUAAUACAUAUUCCUAUAGAGAAAAGGAUGGAAUGUUUAAGUAUAAGACUGUAGUUAAGUCAGUGAAUUCAAGCUUAUCAAGAGAAGACAUCUUGGAUAUUAGAGCUAAAAAACAGAGAGAUAAAUAUUGUUGGAUAUAG
Cryptosporidium ubiquitum is the source of this 579-nucleotide messenger RNA. RefSeq lists its product as uncharacterized. NCBI's taxonomy places the organism in Eukaryota, Apicomplexa, Conoidasida, Eucoccidiorida, Cryptosporidiidae. The transcript has a single exon. Bases 1 to 579 code for a protein of 192 amino acids. The record is from RefSeq and is a predicted model, not a curated record.